AUGCAAAAAAACCUUGUUUGGCAUGCAAAUGGAAGAAAGAGUGAUGGAUUGUUACGACGUGCAGCUGACUUACCUCAAUGGAAGAAAAUUGAUACUCUCUAUCCACAGUUUGGGAGUGAUCCAAGAAAUUUGUGGCUUGGUCUUGCAACAGAUGGGAUGAAUCCUUACGGUAAUUUAAGUAGCAAGCAUAGUUCGUGGCCUGUUUUGUCAAUCAUUUACAACUUGCCUUAUUGGUUGUCUAUGAAGAGAAAAUACAUGAUGUUAUCAAUGAUGAUAUCAGGACCAAAGCAACCAGGAAAUGAUAUUGAUGUUUACCUAACUCCAUUGAUAGAAGAUUUGAGAUUGUUGUGGGAAGAAGGAGUGGAGGUGUUUGAUGCACAUGGAAAUGACAAUUUCAAUCUGCGAGCUUUGUUGAAAAAGGCUUUCAAUGGAUGCCAAGAGGAUAAAAUUGCACCUCCACCUUUAACUGGAGAAGAAGUUUAUGAGCGAGUGUGUCAAGUCAAUGUCACAUUUGGAAAAAUACUAAAGAAACCUAUCAUGAAAAACAUAUGGAAGAAAAACUCAAUAUUCUUUCAACUUCCAUAUUGGGCCAAAUUAGAUGUCAAGCAUUUAAUUGAUGUAAUGCAUGUGGAAAAGAAUGUUUGUGAUAGUAUAAUUGGGCCAUUGCUUAACAUUAAAGGGAUAACAAAGGAUGAUGUAAAUUCUUGUAAAGAUCUAAUUGAGAUGGGUCUUCGCUUGGAGUUGCAACCACAAGCUUAUGUUAAAAGGACUUAUUUGCCUCCAGCAUGUCACACUUUGACAAAAGUCGAGAAGAAAACAUUUUGUGCAUGCCUCCGCGAAAUGAAACUACCACAAGGAUACUCUUCAAAUAUUAAGAGUCUCGUUUCAAUGGAAGAUUUGAAACUUGUUAGCUUGAAAUCUCAUGACUGCCAUGUUCUCAUGCAACAACUUCUCCUAGUGGCUAUUCGUGGUGUCUUACCUAAGAAUGUAAGACAAGCCAUCACUCGUCUUUGCAUAUUUUUUAAUAGUAUUUGUCAGAAAGUAAUUGAGCCAAACACAUUAAAUGAUUUGGAAAAUGAAGCUGUCAUGAUCUUAUGUCAACUAGAAAUGUAUUUUCCUCCUUCAUUUUUUGACAUCAUGGUCCACUUAAUAGUCCAUCUAGUAAGAGAGAUUAAAAUAUGUGGCCCUGUGUUUUUAAGAUGGAUGUACCCAGUUGAGCGAUAUAUGAAGAUAUUGAAGGGAUAUGUGAAGAAUCCUUAUCGACCAGAAGCAUCUAUUAUUGAGAGAUAUAUUGCUGAGGAAGCAAUUGAGUUUUUUACAAAAUAUUAUUUAGAUGUCGAAGUCAUUGGCAUUCCAAAGUUAGGACAUGAAGGAAGAAAUGAAGGUAAAGGCACACGGGGUGUAAAGGUUGUUCGAAAAGAUCAACAUGAAGUCCUCCAGGCACAUUUCUAUAUAUUGAAUAAUACUGAUGAUGUUAUCCCUUACAUUGACUCACAUAAAAGCUUGUUGAAGUCAAUGAAUCCUCGGGAAAAGAGAAAGAAAGCUCAAGCUAUCCAACAAAAAAAUGCUACUCCUUACAGACUUUCUCGAGGAGGAUAUGACUUAUUGGAAAAGAGAAUGAUGGAAGAGAAGUUAAAGAAACAAACGGACAUAGCUGCUGCUGAAGAAGUUCCUUCUCCUCCAUCUCCUCCUAGCCGACAUGAGAAAUGGAAGAUGGCUCGUACAAAAGCAGGAGGACUAAUGACAUUUGAGAAAUCAAUGAUGAUUGCUAAAAGAAUUAUAAGUUACAAUGGAGAUGGUGUAGCAAUUAUUUAUUGUAAUUUGUAUUAUAAGUGA
Vigna unguiculata (cowpea) is the source of this 1836-nucleotide messenger RNA. The record is from RefSeq and is a predicted model, not a curated record. NCBI's taxonomy places the organism in Eukaryota, Viridiplantae, Streptophyta, Magnoliopsida, Fabales, Fabaceae.